GAUACAACCUAACCUUCAAAAAUCACAGUAAACAAAAUAUUUAAAAGUUGAAAAAGCCGCUUUUACUUUAAGUUGUAAUGUGUGCUAUUUGUUAUUAUUUUACUGUAUGAAAGCUAAUCGUAUACAUAUACUCAACAACUUUGUAAAUUCUAUAAUAAUGAAACGAACCAAAACUACAAGAGCUAGUAGUAAAAUCCUUAAACAAGAGGAAACUGAAUCAGAAAUUAAAACGAUCCCCAAAGUAGAUUUAUCAGCAUUUAAAAAGGUGCCUAAAUCCAAAUUAAUGAAUAAUGUAAAACUAGAAGAAGUUGGAGAAAAUUCAGAACAAUGUAAAGAGGAAGAAACUCUUGAAAGAGAUAUUAAAGCAGACCCCGACAAAGAACUAAGUCCUAAAAGAGAGCACAUUAAAAUAGAGUACGAUGAAGUAGGCAAUGGAUCUGGAGUAAAAAAGAACAAAAGGAUGCCUGAGAACUGGGAACAAGUUCUGGCAAAUUUGAAAGAAAUGAGGAAACAUUCAGAUGCCCCUGUAGAUUCCAUGGGAUGUGAUAAGUGUCAUGACGAAAAUGCACCACCAAACGUCAUGAGGUAUCAACAACUUCUUGCACUGAUGUUAAGUAGUCAAACGAAAGAUCAAAUCACCCAUGCUGCUAUGAAGAGACUGAUAGAUCAUGGUUGUACUGUUGAAAACAUAUUAGGUACAGCAGACGAGAAAUUGGGAGAACUAAUCUAUCCAGUCAGCUUUUGGAGAAAUAAAGUGAAAUAUAUCAAAAAAACCAGUGAUAUACUACAGAAAGAAUAUGAUUGCGACAUUCCAGAUACAGUAGAAAAAUUGUGCAAGUUACCAGGAGUAGGACCUAAAAUGGCACAUAUUUGUAUGGAAACAGCUUGGGAUAAAGUGACAGGAAUAGGUGUUGACACCCACGUUCACAGGAUAUCAAAUCGUCUAAGAUGGGUGAAUACCAAUACUCCCGAAGAUACGAGGAAGGCUUUAGAAGAUUGGCUACCGCAGGAAUUAUGGAGCGAGGUAAAUCUCCUACUCGUUGGUUUUGGGCAGCAGAUUUGCGGAGCUGUGAAGCCCCAGUGUUCGACUUGUUUAAAUAAGGAACUUUGUCCUUUUGGUAAGAAGUAUAUCAAAGGAGAAGCAAAAACUAAGAAGACCAAAAGUAAAAAAUGAAUAGAUUAAGCUGAACCCCCCGUUCUUUAUGUUUAUAUGUUUGAUCGAUCUGUUUUUAUAUUUUUUUAAAUAAACAAUGUUUCUAU
This is a messenger RNA of Diabrotica virgifera virgifera (western corn rootworm), 1260 nucleotides long. It is a transcript of the gene Nthl1, whose product is annotated as endonuclease III-like protein 1. The record is from RefSeq and is a predicted model, not a curated record. Gene Ontology annotation, cellular component: nucleus. Gene Ontology annotation, biological process: base-excision repair; base-excision repair, AP site formation; nucleotide-excision repair. Lineage: Eukaryota; Metazoa; Arthropoda; Insecta; Coleoptera; Chrysomelidae. Gene Ontology annotation, molecular function: oxidized pyrimidine nucleobase lesion DNA N-glycosylase activity; DNA-(apurinic or apyrimidinic site) endonuclease activity; DNA binding. The transcript has 4 exons. Bases 107 to 1174 code for a protein of 355 amino acids.